UUUUUUUUUUUUAAGUGGGUGUUGGUGUUGCUGUCGUGGAGAUGUGUAUUUUGUUACUUGAUAUGGAAGUUGGGAGUCCGUUCUGUGUCUAACACAACCCAGCAUUAUGCCACACGGUCCUCCUCCUCCUCCUCCCCAUUCCCGUCCCGGAGAGUUCACGUCACCAUUACAACGGACUCCCGAAUGUCAAGGGACGAUGACAUCUGCCUGGCUAUGACAUGGUCGCAAACGAAAUAUUAGCAGCCGAAUACAAGUAUUCGAUUUUGGAUUCUAUGCUCCCUCAUCAUCAAAAGUGAACUGCAACAUUUCGAACAAUCAACUCCAAGAAUCCUACCGAACCAUAACACACAUUCAAACCACAAUCAAACUUAUCCUAAACAAUCAACCAUGUUAUCAACCCGCGUCUUCACCCGGACUCUGCUCCGGCCCCGUCUGGCCUUCCUCCAUCCCCGCGGCCCUCGCCAGCCGGUGGUGACCAAGGGACAAAAGAAGAAUAUCCAUCAUAAGACGGAAGAUGAUUUUGGAGGACCGGGUGGGCAGGAGCUGUAUCCUUAUGCUAGUGCUAUUCAUCGGAAGUACGCAACCCGCACCGCCGUCGGCGUAGCCGCUACCUGCGCCGUGCUCUACACCUCCAAGAUGCUGGAGCGCAAAGGAUUUUACAACCAGCCCGGCGAUCGGUACGUGUUGACGCAUGAUAAUACCAAGGGAGAGCUGGGGGACGUGAUGAUGUUGAGAGUUAGGAAUGGGCAGGUUGUGUAAGGGUGGGAGAGACUGGAGAGGAUGGAUGGAUGGCUGCGUGGGGAAGGGGUGGAAGGAGAGGAUCAAAAAGUGAUGGAAGGGGUUGAGGAGAGAUUGAUCUAGUGUUGAUCGACGGGGCAAAGAGGGAGAAGGGAUGGCGAUUGUCAAGAUAGUGUAGGAAUACGGAUGACGGACUGGAUCAAGUUGACGAGUCUGACGAGGAAAGAACAUGGCCCAUUAUAUUGUACGAAGGAACUGCAGCUUGCGAAAGAUACAUUGUCUUUUGAGGUCUGGGCAAGUCCGUGAUUUACAUCGUCUCC
This is a messenger RNA of Neurospora tetraspora, 1058 nucleotides long. RefSeq lists its product as uncharacterized. The coding region runs from base 388 to 759 and encodes 123 amino acids. The transcript is spliced from 2 exons. The record is from RefSeq and is a predicted model, not a curated record. Lineage: Eukaryota; Fungi; Ascomycota; Sordariomycetes; Sordariales; Sordariaceae.